AAUACUUGAGCGUUAAUGUAGGUUGGAUGUAUGGCGGAUUUCGGCACAAUGAACCAUCGCCUGAUGCUGUGAUCUUUCUUUUCUAUUAGCUUAGUUCGAUUAUGCUCUUUCAGAUGCAUCUACGGCACAGCGGCAUGGUCUGCUCAUAUAUGUCAGAGUCGUUUCCUCUUCCCCAGGAUGCUUCAGAGCGAUCCGGGAGUUACGCCUUCCAACUUUAGGUUAAUAUCGAGGAUUUAUCGCCGUGCUUCUCUCGUGAAUAGAGAUCAAUCGUUCAGCGCGGCCUGCCAUUGUCUUUUUCUCUCCAUUCGCACCUACUAAGAUGCCAGUCAGAAGCAAAUUCUAUGAGGAGGGCUCAUUUGUGUCUUUGAGAGUGCUAUCUUCGUUGUUAGAACCGUAAUUCUUCCUGACCUCCGUCUCCGCUCGUGAAAAUGUGUUAAAGUUUUUGGUUUGAUAUUUAGUCUCGAACCCCACAUUCACAGUGUGGGUUAUCUUACGCGAAUCGAGGAGACAAGUAGCUCAGUUUGUAUUGCACAGUUGAUUCAUUUCUGAAACUUAGAGUAUGCCCUUGUAGCUCUUGUCUAGAAGGACUGGAACAUUGUUCUGUAGCGGAAGAUGCUGGCUUGAUGUUUUGCUUUUCGAUCGAUCAUCAUGCGACUGAAAGUUCUGUCGGACCUUGCAGUGUAAGUUCAGGUGGUUUUUCGGUGCAAGAGUUACUGUUCCUGCUACAUUUUUGCACUGGAACCUCUGUAAGUUUCUUGUUCCUUUCCAGGCAGGUUUAAAGAAUGUGACCCUAGGCGUUGUAUUCGGAAGUGCUCGUCGCGUCGGAUACACAUGCCAUGCAAAACUAUCUAAAUUGCAGCGUGUCCAUGUGACGUGCCACAUUCUGUCACACUUUGGUAAACUAGCGUCUAUAAUCAAGAUAGCCUUUGGAUAGACUAGUUUGUUCUAUUGGACAGGUACUGAUAAUGUUACAUACGUCUAGUUCAACGGUUCUUGUCAUUGCCUCUACUCCGGUUCUGCCGAACGCGGUAGCGAUAUUUUCGCUAUAAUUGCCACUCGUUGCCGUCACACGGCGACUGUUUUUGCUACCGUUAGAGUAAUUGUGUUACAUCUAUUAGUGUUUUUUAAACGCUGGUUUCCAUGAAGAUCUCUAACAUCGUUCAGAGAUCUAUGGCCACUGCGAAAGGCCGACGACUACAGAGGUCCAUCAACAACAUGAAAAUCACAGUUUUGUGCGGUCUUAUGACUAUUUUGGUGCUUCGCGGGACGAUUGGCGCGGGAAAUUUUGGCACUCCCGCCCAAGAUUUUGAAGAAAUAAGGGCUCAUCUUCGGUCUGCUACGCGGGAGUUUCAUGCUGUGCGUGUUUUGAAUCAAGUUGAUGAAAAGACCUCGCCUGAUAUGGUGAACAACGAUGUCACCGAGGAAUUAAGAGAGGAUCCACUGGUGACAUACAGCCUAGGACCCAAGAUUAACGACUGGGACGGUCAGAGAGAGAAAUGGAUGUCUGAGAACAGUCUAAGUCUCAAUCUGAAAGGGAGGCCGCGGGUGUUGCUCGUGACGGGCUCCCAGCCAUCUAGCUGCGAUAAUGCUGAAGGCGAUAAUUUUUUAUUGAAGUCUAUAAAGAACAAACUCGACUACGCACGGCUGCACAACAUGGAGAUUUUCUACAAUAUGGCGCACUUGGACCAAGAGAUGACAGGAUUUUGGGCGAAACUACCCCUCAUUCGCAGGUUGAUGUUGACUAAUCCGGAGACUGAGUGGAUCUGGUGGAUGGACAGUGAUGCAUUGUUCACUGACAUGUCCUUUGAGGUGCCUUUGGAACACUAUGAGAAUUUCAAUCUUGUGUUGCACGGUUUUGACGACAAAGUGUAUCAGCAGAAGCUGUGGACAGGUCUGAACACUGGAAGUUUUUUAAUUCGCAAUUGCCAAUGGUCUCUGGAUCUUUUGGACGCCUGGGCACCCAUGGGACCGAGAGGAAUCGUUAGGAACCAAGCAGGUGAAAUGUUGUCCAAGAGCUUGACCGGGAGGACGAACUUCGAGGCGGACGAUCAAUCUGCUCUAGUGUAUCUGCUUAUUACCCAAAGGCAGGAGUGGGCGAAAAAGGUGAUGCUUGAGAAUUCGUACUAUUUGCAUGGGUACUGGGUAGACUUGGUUGGGAAGUACGAGGAAAACAUGGCGAAGAGCCACCCUGGAUUCGGAGAUGACAGGUGGCCAUUUAUUACUCACUUUGUUGGGUGCAAACCUUGCCUAAAGAACGGAGGUGACUACCCUGUGGAUACAUGCUUCAAGCAGAUGGAAAGGGCGUUCACAUUCGCUGACAACCAGAUCCUGGAUGUUCUUGGUUUUCGACACAGAAAGUUGGGGUCGCCCAGAGUUGUCCGAGUACGAGACGACAGUUCGCAUCCAUUGAAACUUCUGAGGAAGAGUCUGGACAGAGUACCUGCUAUUGCAUAGAUGAGACAGUGGACAUGUAGGAGGGAAAGGAGCUGCACAACUCUUCACAGUUUUAAGACGAUAACUGGGUGGUUUAUUUAGGAGUAGUGUACCGCUUUUAAGGGGAGACGGUAGAUGCAAGAGAGUCCAGUGCCAUUGCCUGGGCUCCUCUCUUCGUAUCUACUGUAUUCUCACAUGUAUUGUAUACAGACAGUGGUGUCCAUCCUAUUCUUUUGGAAUCAGUGAUGAUCGAACUCACAAAAUUCUACCUAUACCUUUUCAAUGCAGUUUUUUUCUUAAGACAGCUCUGAUACGAGAAAAUGAACUUUACUUUCAUA
This is a messenger RNA of Physcomitrium patens, 2771 nucleotides long. Its product is annotated as xyloglucan 6-xylosyltransferase 2. Gene Ontology annotation, molecular function: glycosyltransferase activity. The record is from RefSeq and is a predicted model, not a curated record. NCBI's taxonomy places the organism in Eukaryota, Viridiplantae, Streptophyta, Bryopsida, Funariales, Funariaceae. Gene Ontology annotation, cellular component: membrane.